AGGCAUGACUGGGUACCAUAUAUUGCUGCUUGCACUGCUAACAUAUAGUAGCGAUGGCUAUAAAUUUCUGGUGUACUCUCCCAUUUUUGGAUAUUCUCAUACCAACUUUAUGGGUAUAUUAGCUGACACACUGACAGAAGCGGGUCAUAAUGUGACUAUGUUAAUGCCAAUCAUGGAUGUGGAACAGGUGAAUAAGACUGGGGUCAAACUUACGACAAACAUCAUCAAGGUUCCGGUAGACGAGCGAAUAGCUCCGAUUAUGAAACACCAGGCAGCACAGAUUUCCAGAAUGUGGACUUUGCAGCCGACCAUAUCUGGGCUUCUAGAAAUGAAGAAGAACAUGACAAUGUGGUUUACAUGCCAAUGUGAAAGAGUUUUCCAAGAUGAAGCGCUGAUGAAGCAGCUUGAAGAAGAGCACUUUGACGUUGGCAUUGCGGAAGGCUUCGGAGUUUGUGGUUUCGGCGUUUUUAAAAUAGCCAAAAUCAAGACUACAUUGGCUACGCUGGCCAGUGUACAUAUGGAUCCCAUCUCUGAAGCAAUUGGUGAACCAGUCACUCCCAGCUAUGUUCCAGGAGGAAUGUCAGCGGCAGGCGAUCAGAUGAAUAUCUUUGCUAGACUUAAGAAUGCCAUAGGAAUCAUAUUCACCCGUGCACUUUUCCCCACUGUGUUUGUGAGCGAGGUCAACUCUUUCAAAGAGAAGUUCGGCUCCGAGUUUAGCGAUUGGCAGCAACUCCUCGCCGAUGCUUCGUAUCUGUUCACUAACUCCAAUCCCUACCUUGACUAUCCUCGUCCCAUGCUUCACAAAACUGUGCCUAUUGGUGGAAUUACUGUGCCGAAUGAUUCGAAGAAGAACAAGCUUCCAGCGGAAUGGGAUGCGGUUUUGAACGAACGUAAUACGACAGUUCUAGUGUCAUUUGGAUCUGUGGCAAAAGCAAUGUACAUGCCUGAGGAUUACAAAGAAUCACUUUUAAAAGUUUUUGAAUCUAUGCCGGAGACAACAUUUAUAUUUAAAUACGAAGAAAAGGACUCAAAAAUUGCUGAUCAUCUUCCCAACGUUCAUCUGAGCACAUGGCUUCCUCAAAACGCUUUACUAGCUGAUCCACGUCUAACCGCUUUUGUUACUCAUGGAGGAUUGGGUAGCGUAACGGAAUUAGCUCAUCAGGGCAAACCAGCCGUCCUUAUUCCAAUUUUUGGUGAUCAACCGCGGAAUGCUAAGAUGCUUGCUAAGCAUGGAGGUGCUAUUGAUCUGACUAAAUACGAUCUAGAGACCCCAGAGAAGUUGAGGGAAAGCCUUCGAAUCAUACUUAGCGAUACGAGCUAUUCAAAAAACGCUAAACGUCUUGCUGAGAUGUUACGCAAGCAGCCUAUUAGCCCAAAGGAGCUUUUUUUGCGGCACACAGAAUUUGCAGCAAAGUUCGGUCGCUUACCCAACUUGGAUCCAUACGGAAGGCAGCUCUCGUUUAUACAAUAUUACCUUAUUGAUAUAGCGAAAGUCGUUUGUGUUGUAUCUGUCGUAUUCUAUGGCCUACCUCGGACCAUAAUCAUCAAUGUGGCUGCGAUAGCAAACAGUUUGAUUCUCGCUUGCUACGCACUAUUCAUUGUAAAAGUGAGAAAGGUAUCAAUUUCGGACAAGAAUUUGCGACAUAUAUACCGGUCUCUUAUCCUCACGAGUUUAUCUGUGGUGCUUGGUUGGGUAGCUACCAUAUUCAUUGGAAUCGCAUUCGAUUAUUCGACCAUGAAUUUCACUGGUACAGAAAUUGCUUUGAUUUCUGGCUUACCAGUGAACUUAUCUAUAGCUACAAACUUCUUCGUAUUUUACUUCGUCAGUGAACAAUAUCGCAACGAUUUUAAUAAGUAUCUCUACCUUCGUGUUCCAAAACACAUGACGAAGACGAAGAGUAUUCGAGCACAGACGAUAAUGCGGCAAAGAUCUACACGCACAACUACAAUAUAA
Cylicocyclus nassatus is the source of this 1954-nucleotide messenger RNA. NCBI's taxonomy places the organism in Eukaryota, Metazoa, Nematoda, Chromadorea, Rhabditida, Strongylidae. The record is from the annotation of a GenBank genome assembly.